This is a messenger RNA of Austrofundulus limnaeus, 6157 nucleotides long. Its product is annotated as rho guanine nucleotide exchange factor 28. NCBI's taxonomy places the organism in Eukaryota, Metazoa, Chordata, Actinopteri, Cyprinodontiformes, Rivulidae. The record is from RefSeq and is a predicted model, not a curated record. Gene Ontology annotation, molecular function: guanyl-nucleotide exchange factor activity. Gene Ontology annotation, biological process: regulation of Rho protein signal transduction.
ACGUAAAACAAAGCAUGAACAGAAGAGGUGAAACAGUCAUCGGAGGCUGAAACUCAGACACCGGCGAGACAACUUCUGGCUUUAAUUAAAACAGGGAUGAAUUAGACACUGAUUGUCAGGGUUUAUUUACUGUAGUUUGAGCUCCUUGAAAGGAAGCGGCCUCUGAUGAAGAACAGAUCCGAACCCUGCAGCAUCAAAAUUCAAUCGAUUUUCUCACCCAGUGCACGUACAAGCACGCGCACCACUGAGCUUCCAACAUAUCAGUGAUUUCCUYCUUGCAGAUGGAACUGAGCAGGAGGAAGGUGCCUCUGUAUGGUGAGGCGAAGGUAUUUGCUCUACUGGAGGGCUUGGAGUCGGUGCCAGAAGAUGCUGAGGUUUAUGUUGUUCUGGAAGGAUCCACACUGGUCCAUGUAACCAGGGCUCAGAAUGAUGUCAUGCUCUGCUUUAUCGUACCUGGCCAUAAUCUGGCUGAGGAGGUCUCCGUUCAGGCCUACCUGUGUUCUGAAAGCACACCUUUCACCUGGAUAGGUGGGGCCUUAUUAGAGUAUGUACACGAUGAUGCUCAGGAUCUGGCUGAGUACAUCAUAAUCCACGGACACCGUCUGAGCUGCUCAGAUCACCAGCAGCUCAGCGGUCUCUUCAGCCUGGGGCAGGCCAGCUCUCGGUGGGCCAUGGAUCACAAAGUGGCUCUGGCCAUGGCCAACUUAGAUAUUCCCCCGAAGUGGAACGUUCUGGGCAGCCACAGUGGUGACGAACACAGUCCCAGAGAGUCUCCUCUCCACCUGGCUGUGAGAUGGGGUCUGUAUCGGCUUGCAGAGCUCUUGCUUUGCCAGCCGGGGGGGCUGAUGGCCAUCAAUCUGCCAAACGAAGACGGAGUYUCACCGCUGCAGCUGGCGCAGGCCGCAGGCAACGCUGAGCUCCUGGAGCUGCUCAUGCACCCACCCAACCCCUUGGCCACGCCUCCGGCAGGUCUGUCCCAGGUGUGGGCAGAUGGAUCCCGCUUGCUGAGGUUUUGCCAUGACACGGGGAACCUGACGCUGACCGUCCGACAGAACCUGAGGUGGAGCUCAGAGGAGAGCCGGCACGCCGACAUCCUGCUGCUCAGAGACAGACUCAGGGAUGAAAACUUCCUCAGAGGGAUUAAAGCGCUCAGAAGGGACUAUGUGGAGGCAGUUUCAGAAAAGGAAGAACUCAUGGAUGAUCCUGCAGACAGCGCACUGUAUCCUGAUGGAAAUGGAGAAAACUUUGCUGAAGACAAUGUUCCCAGUUUCUUCUCGGAGGACAGCGAGGAGCCGCUGAUGUUUAUCCUGAAUGAGGAGGACGAAGAGGACGACUCAUCGCGGUCUGACUCUGAGAAAAGUCAGUCCAUCAGGGAGAGCCAGGCCUCGUCCCCGACUCUGGCUGCCGCUGCCAGACUGUCGGCGAUGAUCCACGGGAAAGACCAAGUGUACGCCAACGCCAUGCUGGUCGAUCAGGUGGACGACUCGGAUGUGAAGUAUCGCUCUCUGGGGGAAGAAGAGGAGGUCAGUCCUGUCGCUAUGUCCUGCUGGGAUUCUUUCCCCUCGCCUCCCUUCCACUCAGAGAACUCCUCUCAGAGCCGUUCCCACUYGCCACCGCACCGUGGGCCGAGGGGAAGUCAGGGCCCCGGGCCGGAMAAUCACAAGGAGGCAAACCCUGGCGUCUCUCCCCCUUCUCCGUAUUUUCCUUCCUCUCCCUCGGCUUCCGCCGCCCRUUUGUUCGAGGGAGCAGAGAGGCGUCAGUCUCAGAUGGGUCCUCCACUUUCUCCAGCUGAGAAGCACAGAGGAUGCAGCUCGACAGAAGCAAACCGAUGUCUAAGCCCCAGUCUGGAGUGUGACAGCGAAGACGACGACAUUUUGGGACGCUCAUAUCCCUGUUCAGCAGUAAAGCAAAGGUCCAUUCUGCGGUCCAGCUCCGGAGAGGAGAGAGACUCCUUCGAUACGUCGCCUGAUUUUAAUCGCUCACGCUCUGACGUCACACAGAAAUGCAGCCAGAAUUUAGAGGAUGCAGAAGUCCGUCUGCGCUCCUACUCCUACUCCUCCCCUAAAGCGAAGCCUUCACGGCCACUGCUAAACAGAGACGCAGCUGUCACCGACCUGGAGGAAGAUGGCCGUUUCAGCAGCAGUGGUCGGUCUCUACUUCAGGCUUUAUCUCUCUCUAAAUCCCUAUCUCGCCUCAACCAUGUUAAGCAGAGAGCGUUCAACCUGACCGAAACCCCGAGAGAAAAAAGGGUUCUGGGUUUCCGUAAGYGGGCCCAGUCAGCAGAGGAGGAGAGUACCGCGUCGCUCCAACACCUCACCCUCACAGAGUUCCUCAAAGAGAUUGAAGACGAGGAAUGGGACAGAUACAUAAUCCCAUCGAAGGUUGAGUCGGAGAAGUACAAAGUGAGCCGGACCUUCAGCUUCCUGAAGAGCAGGAUGUCCAGCACCCGCAGCAAAACCAAGGUGAAAGGCAAAGAAGUGAAGGAGGGAAAGUCGGGAACAGCUACCAGGCACCAGUUUGUUCCCGUGUCUCCGUCUGGUUCUUCUCCCUGUGUGGCCUGUGAGAAGUCUGUUUUUGGGAAGGAGCUGUUGCAGUGCUCCAACUGUUUCCUGAAUGUCCAUAAAAGCUGCAGAGAGUCUGUUGCUGCCUGCGGAAAGAAACCGCAGGAGCGGAAUGCAGUUCUGAUGAAAAGCAAGACUAUGUCCACUCUGUGAAAGAAAACUCUUCAUCAUCUUCAUCCUCUUCAGUUUCAACAGUGACCAGAGAAGGGAAAAGAGAAACAGUCACUCUUUUUUCUAAAAGCCAGUCUAUCUCUAUAGACAGCAGAGGGUUGAGUGAACCAGCAGGGGUGGACGGUGACUUCAGCAUGACGGCUUGUACCAACAGCUCACCGUGUGAAGAGGGAACACCUGUGGCAACAACCCCCCCAUCUGUYGACCUGCCCAUCAGCACAAAGGACCCUGUUGACGCUCUCCUGCUGAGUGACCUGUCAGCUGACCUGCUGGGACUCGAGGCCGAGUCGUGGAGCCUCGCAGUCAGUCCAGAGUUUUGCAGACAACACGAYAGGCGCACUGUCAAACGACAGAAUGUUAUCUAUGAACUAAUGCAGACAGAGCUGCACCACAUCGAGACGAUGACGAUCAUGUCGGAGGUGUUCAGGAGGGGCAUGUUGGAGGAGCUGCAGCUGGACUGGGACUGCGUGGCUCGGAUCUUCCCGUCCUUGGACCCUCUGCUGCUCCUACACAAGAACUUCUUCAGAGCGCUGCAGGACCGCCGGCAGGCUGCCACCCGAUCCGACGACUCACAAAAUUACCUCAUUCAACAGAUAGGAGAUGUACUUCUUCAGCAGUUUUCCGACGAAAACGCUGAGAGGAUGAAGCAGGCGUACGGCAAGUUUUGCAGUCACCACAUCGAGGCUGUUAACGUCUUCAAAGAGCUGCAGCAGCAGAACAAGAAAUUCCAAACCUUUGUCAGACAACAGAGCAACAACUCUCUGGUCAAAAGAAAAGAAGUGCCAGAAUGUAUCCUGCUGGUAACGCAGCGCAUCACAAAGUAUCCUUUACUGCUGGAGAGGAUAAUACAGUACACUCAGGAAGGAAGCCCGGAACACUCUGACUUGUCAAGCGCUUUGGCUCAGAUCCGUUCCAUCAUCGCAGCCGUGGACCUGACUGUCAGCCAAUAUGAGCGAUCUCAGGAGCUGCAGGAAGUGCUCGCCAGGCUGGAAACGAAGAGCUUCGCCAAGCUCAAGAACGACAAGGUGUUCCGCAAGCAGGAGCUGCACAGCAGGCACCGAGUUCUGCAGCACAAGGGUCUCGUCUACUGGAAGACAGCCACGGGACGCCUAAAAGACACUUUGGCUCUUUUGCUCACCGAUGUGCUGGUUUUCCUGCAAGAGAAAGACCAGCGGUUCAUAUUUGCAUCUGUGGACCAGAAGCCUCCAGUGAUCCCCCUGCAGAAGCUUAUUGUUCGAGAAGUAGCCAAUGAGGAAAGAGGAAUGUUUCUUAUCUCCGCGUCCUCUGUGGGGCCAGAGAUGUAUGAAGUUCACACCGCCACCAGAGAGGAAAGGAAUGCGUGGAUGAGACACAUCCGGCAGGCUGUGGAGAGUUGUCCUGAGGAAGAGGAGGAGGACGAGCGAGCUGCGGAGACGGAGGAAGCCAGGCAAGCUGCAGAACUGAGAGUUCAGGCGAUUAACAAGUUCCAGGACACGCUGUUUGGUCAGGACCAGCAAAUUUGCCACAGCUUGGAGGAAAAACUACAAAUUUAUGCUGAGCUGACGGAGUUAACCCUCCAUCCACCAGAACCUGUCCCACAUCGCCACCUGCUGGUUCGGCCUGCACAGUACAUCGACAGUGAGACUCCACGUCAGGCCUCUUCACUGCUGACUGCUGCGCUCAGAGAAGCGGAGAACCUGAUCAGCAUCCUUCAGGCUCGGGACGGCCUUUCUGUCCAAACUCAGAGCUCGCCUGUCCGAGCCCCCGAGUGCUGCAGCUACAACAGCCACGGCAGCAGCAUCCAGGAGUCUCCUUCUGAACCGGAUUAUCUGAGCACGCUCAGCAUGAGCUCCGCCUCCCUCGGGUCAGACAGCGAGUUAACCGGGUUGGACAGCGUGUCGUGGACUUCAGCUGUCGAGCUCAAACAAAGAGACACCAAAGGGACACUGUUAAAGGUGGCAGAAAGUGUCCAAAGUCUGACUCAGAUUCUUUAUAGUCUGCAGGCAGCUGUGACCCUGCAGGACAGCUACUUUGAAGUCCACAAACUUCUUCUCCAAGAAGGAGAAAGGCCUCCACUCCGAUGCCUUGCUUCCCUCCAAAGCAGCAUGGACCUGGAGAAACAGAGGAACGCUGACAAGAUGAAAGAAGAAAAGAGGAGUUUGGAGAGGGGGAAAGAGGAUGUGGACGAGGUGCAGAAACUCCAAAGAAAGCUGAAGCAGGAGCAGCAGCACUGGGAGAAAGAGUGUGUGGCCAAAGACAAACAGCAGGGCGAGCAGGAGAAUUUGUUGGAGCAGAGAGAGCAGCGGUGUCUCCUGGAGGCUGAGCGGCUGCGCUGCGACCGCGAGGAGCUGGAGGCCCAGCAGCAGGAGUACCAGCAGAACCUGGAUAGGCUGAAGGAGGGCCAGAUGAGUGUGGAGAGGGAGAAGGAGAAGAUCGAAACCCAACAGAGGCUGCUUCAGAGCUGGAGACACAGCCGCCAGAGCAGCCUGCCCGUCACUUUACCCCUGGAUGGAUACAAGGUGUGCACUCACAGCCGCUCAGGCAGCCUGGAUGCCAACUGUUCAGUGUUCAGGAAGGAGGCGGCCCUGCUGGCCUCGCUGCAGCAGAACCACCUCCACCAGCCCRCGCACUACAACAACCAGCAGCAGCACGCCCUCGCCGCGCACAGGAAGAACCUGGACGGCCCGGCCAGCAGCACCAGCCACGCCGCCAACCCCGGCCUCAGCGCCAGCCUCUACAACAGCCUCAACACCCUGCUGAGUCAGACGCACAGCAGGCAGCCUCCCUACGGUAACAACCACAGCGGUGCCCGACUCCCGCCCGACUCCCUCCACCCGUUCAGCAGCAGGGUCGCCUCAGAGACACAGAGGACCAACAACAGAGACCUCAGCCUGCUGGACAACACACAACCUUCCAGUUCCUGGAGGUCAGAGUUCACAGGUCAUGGUCUUAAUAAGGAAUACAACUCUUCCUCCCCCUCUCUCACCCCCCUCCUCCCACCUCAGGCUUACCUCUCUCUUGACGGACAAAAUGGAGAAGAGGGAGAAGAGGAGAAUAUUGUUUACCUCUGAGACUCAUGAAAUGAGCAAAGCAAGCUGUCGCGUCGAUAACUGAACAAGUAGCUUCUGUGUGUCUGUGUUUGUUUCUAUUUACAUUCAGGAAGUUAAAGUUCAAAUYAUUUGAAGUUGKGUUCUGUGGAAGGGAUAUGAAKAAUUAGUAUCUUACCUGUUCAGGUCAGUUUAAAGAAAGAUUUUAAUUCUGACUGGACUGAGGAGCUAAUGGCUAACUCAAGAGGGGCCAAGAUCAAAGAGGUUUGCGACUGUCUUAACACAAYCUAAUCUGAGAAAUAUCAUAGUGGUUCAUGCAAACAUAACUUUUGCAUUGCAUGGUUAUUCUGGCAGAAAUGUUAAAAUAUUCUUGGAAAAAAUGCAAAAAAACAACAACAA